GGGGCAUUUCCGAAGGGCGUCUCUUUCCUUUAUGAAUUUGAGCGCCGAGUGUGUAGUAUGUACUAAUUUCUCAACAUACCUCAAGUUUCUACAUAUAUCAUCAAGACAAUAGAAUUCAUUUGCUAUAGAGCUGCUUGCUUGUGAAUUUGGCUGUGCAAAAGGGGAAAAAGAAGAUGUCGAAGUAUCUAAUCGGAAUUGAUGUUGGUGGAACAAACACUGACUCUGUUUUGUUGGAUCCUAGUCGUUCAAUAAACAACCAUUCAGUCUUAUCAUGGAACAAACAAUUGACUACAAACAACGUCUCUGAAGGUAUAAAGAACUCCAUAUUAGAAUUGUUCAAAUCGCAGCCUGAUGUUUCAAAAGAUGAUAUAUUGUCGCUGACUAUAGGUACUACUCAUUUCAUUAAUGCAAUUGUUGAAAGGGAUCAAGCUCGUUUAGAUAAAGUAGCUGUCCUAAGAAUAUGUGGUCCUUAUUCUCAUAAUGUUCCCCCAUUUUCUGAUUUCCCUAGAGACUUACAAAACUUGUUGGAUGGGUAUCAAGGAUUGAUUCAAGGUGGCUUUCAUGUCGAUGGUAGCACAAUCGUUGAAAUAGAUGAAGAAGAAAUCAAAAAUCAUGCUAAACAGAUCCGAGAUUUAGGUAUUAAAUCAAUCGCAGUUACUGGUAUAUUUUCACCUGUUUUCCCAGAACAAGAGCUGAAAGUGCUUGAGAUAUUGAAAAAGGAACUCCCAGAUGCCAAUAUUGUUUUAUCUAAUGAACUAAGUGGAAUUGGUUUAUUAGAACGUGAAAAUUUAACAAUCUUGAAUGCUGCUGUCAAAAACUUUGCAAAUAAGAUCAUUAAAGCUUUUGCCAAAGCUGUCAGGGAAUCUGGGAUUGAUGCUCCUAUUUUAUUGACUCAAAAUGAUGGUACAGUCUUGACAAUUAAUGAAGCGCUCAAGAUUCCAAUCAAGACAUUUUCUUCAGGAACAACAAAUUCCAUGAGAGGGGCGUCUUUUCUUUUAAACAAAUUCGAAGGUCAAAAUGUUAUAGUGGUUGAUGUUGGUGGUACUACAACCGACGUUGGGUUACUUUUACCAAAUGGUUAUCCAAGAAAGACAUCAUCAUAUUCUUUUAUUGGAGGUGUGAAGACUAGAUUGUCAAUGCCUCAAGUCGAAAGUAUUGGAUUAGGUGGUGGUUCUAUUGUGAGAGACCAUGGAACACACGUCACAAUUGGUCCUGACUCUGUUGGUAAUGAUUUUGGUAAAUCUAUAGUCGGUGGUGGCUCAACUUUAACAACUUCAGACAUUGCGGUAGCAGUGGAAUUAGAGAACGAAGAUGUUGAUAACCCAAUUCUAUCAAUUGGUGAUAAAUCAAGAGUAAAAGGCAAAGUUUCCAAUGAGCUAAAAGGAAAGUAUGAAUUGGAAAUAUUAAACAUGAUUGAAAGAGUUAUUGAUAAAAUGAAAACCUCACCUGUUGAUGUUCCUGUUUUAUUAGUUGGUGGUGGUUCCUUUAUUUUACCAAAGAAAAUCAAAGGUGCUUCAGAAGCUUGGAGACCUAAAUAUUUUCAGGUUGCAAAUGCAAUAGGAGCAGCCAUUGGUAAAAUCAGUGCUGUAGCUCAAAAAUUCGGAAAGACUGAUGAAAAGGAUGAAAUUAUCAAUGAGUUGAAAGAACAAGCAUUUGCGAAAGCUUUGGCCAAUGGUGCACUGGAACCAACGAUAACUGUUGUUGAUAUUAACUCUGAGGAAGUACCGUAUGCUAAUCUUCAUAGGUUUGAAGUGAAGGUAAUCGCUGACGUUGACUUUGCGAAAUUAAAAGAUACAGUUCCAACUGACAUAUUAACAAGCUCAGAAGAGGAAGAAGAAGUUUUCGUUAAGAAUGCAAUGAGACGUGAUGAUGAUUCAGAAAAGAUGGAAAAUAUAGAGGAAUAUAAGCCAUCAAUCACCAGUGAUAAAGAAUGGUUGAUAAGCCAAACAGAUCUUGAGCUUUUAAGAAUAGGGACAUAUAUUCUUGGUUGUGGUGGAGGUGGUGAUCCAUAUCCUCAGUAUCUCAUUGCCAAAAAUUUAUUGAAAAGUGGUGGAGUUAUGAGGGUUGUGGAUGUUGAUUUUAAACAAAAUUACGAUUCAAUUUCCGUUGGAUUCUGUGGCUCACCAACUGUCGCCAAUGAACGACUACAGGGCUCUGAAAUCAAAAAUGCCUACAAUUUAUUAAACUUCAAAGGAAAUAUUGAGUCUGUUGUUGCGUUAGAGAUUGGAGGAGGUAAUGGAUUUCAAUCUUUGUUAUUGGGUGCUGAAUUGAAUACAAAAAUUAUAGAUGCUGAUCUUAUGGGUCGUGCUUAUCCAAUGGUUUGGCAGAUUACUCCAGUUGUCUUAUCUGAAGAUUCUUUUUACUCACCUUGUGCAUUUAGUGAUGGUAACGGCAAUGAUGUUGUCGUACACAAGACGAAAACCAAUCAAUACGCUGAAAAGGUUGUCAGAGCUGCGCUAUCAGAACUAGGUUCAUUUGUUGGGUUGGUGUCUUCAAUUAAAGAUGUUAAUUCGCUUGUUAUUAGAAAUAGUAUCUCGUUGGCUUGGAGAGUUGGUAGAGCUGUUGCAAUUGCAAGACAAAAAAGUGAUAUUGAAAACCUACCAGAGCAUAUAAUCAAUUCAGUUAAGCCAACUGGAGCCAAAAAACUAUUCGAAGGUAAGAUCGUUGCUGUUGAAAAGAAGGUUCAUAAAGGUUAUGUUUUUGGAGAAGUCAUUAUUGAAAAUUCCAAACAAGGACAAACAUUGAAGAUACCUUUCCAAAAUGAAAAUAUUUAUGCAAGCCUUGAAGGUGAAAUUAUAGCCUCCGUUCCAGAUCUCAUCACAGUAAUCGAUGCCGAUACUGGUGAAGCUGUCGGUACUCCAGAUUAUAAAUACGGAUUAGUUGUUUUUGUUUUGGCAAUUUCUCCUUCCAAUUUGUGGACGGAUACAGAAAAAGGUCUCAAAGUGGGUGGACCUGAAGCUUUUGGUCUUGAUGAUAUUAAAUACAAUCCAAUUGGAACGUAUGUCAAACCAGUCAGUGUUAUAGAUGAGUUUAAAUAAUGUUAAAUUUCUAAUAGACGUUAUAUAUAAUGUUGCUCUUAC
Messenger RNA from Hansenula anomala, 3080 nucleotides. RefSeq lists its product as uncharacterized. The record is from RefSeq and is a predicted model, not a curated record. The transcript has a single exon. Gene Ontology annotation, biological process: glutathione metabolic process. NCBI's taxonomy places the organism in Eukaryota, Fungi, Ascomycota, Saccharomycetes, Phaffomycetales, Wickerhamomycetaceae. Gene Ontology annotation, cellular component: cytosol. Bases 174 to 3038 code for a protein of 954 amino acids. Gene Ontology annotation, molecular function: 5-oxoprolinase (ATP-hydrolyzing) activity.